AUGUGGGGAGUUAAUGUUUAUGAGACUCGGCUAUCUGUUCCCGCCCUCGUUGUUUCCUCUGCGCAAAUGGCAAAGGAUAUAUUGACAACACACGACUUAGUAUUCGGAAACAGGCCGGUGACGGCGGCUGCAAGAUACGUAGCAUACGGAGAGAUUGAUCCAGGCUUGGCUCCGUAUGGACCGUACUGGCGGCACAUGCGCAAAAUCAGCGUCAUGCAAUUGUUGAGUGUCAAGAGAGUCGACGCAUUCGCCUGCCUGCGAGAGGAAGAGGCAGCUGUGGGCGUGCGUCCAUUUGGGACAGGAGUCUGCAUGGCAAAGUCCCUGUCAACGUCACAGCCGCCAUUUCCUCCAUCAUCUCCUCUAUCAUGUGGGGAAUUCUGGCGGGACAUGUUCCUUGGCGGAACCGAGACAACGAUUGUUACAUUAGAAUGGGCAAUGAGUGAAAUGUUAAGAAAUCCUCGAAUGGCCAAGAAGUUGCAAGAAGAGAUUGAGUCCAUAGUAGGCAAGCAUCGCAUGAAUGAUACAGGUCCAGACUUCAACAUGCUUCCAUUUGGUGCUGGAAGGAGAGGUUGUCCUGGGGCUUACCUUGCCACUCGGGACGUUGAGUUUGUUUUGGCUCAACUAAUGCACUGCUUUGACUGGAAACUUGAAGGCAAUAAAGAUCCAUCACAGUUGGAUAUGAGUGAAGCAUUUACAACAAGUAUCCCUCGAAAAGUGAAUCUUUUCGCCAUUCCUACCUUCAAAGUGGAUAUGGGGUUUUAG
Molecule: messenger RNA, 762 nt
Organism: Cryptomeria japonica (Japanese cedar)
Lineage: Eukaryota; Viridiplantae; Streptophyta; Pinopsida; Cupressales; Cupressaceae
Product: cytochrome P450 750A1-like
Exons: 3
Coding region: 1-762 (253 amino acids)
Molecular function (GO): monooxygenase activity; oxidoreductase activity, acting on paired donors, with incorporation or reduction of molecular oxygen; heme binding
Source: RefSeq, a predicted model, not a curated record